AUGCUCACUCACCUCUGCUACGUGGCCCAGUUCCUAACAGGCCAUGGAUUGAAUGCCGCAUCAACGCCAAGUUUACAUGACUUCUCCAAGUUUCCUUUGCUCCACCCCAUCGCGUUUUCCCCAAACACCCAGCACAAGUUCACCUCUGGCAGAGCUGCCUUCCAGCUCCUGCAGGUCGGACUUGGCUCACCUGCACCCGGGACUCCGCACACCUCCGCGGGACCGGCUCACCUGCACCCGGCGCUCGGCACCGCCUCCAGCAUGCAGCGCCUCACCGCUGCCACCAGGGCCGCCCUGAUCCUUGGCCUGGCCUUAGCCUCCUUCCCCUGGGCUUGCUCGGCAGAAGCGAGUGGCAGCAACAGCUCAGCUUCGACUGCCCACCGCCCAGACCCGGGGACUCUGGAACAGUGCCUCAACGUGGACUUCUGCCCACAGGCAGCCCAGUGCUGCCACGCAGGGGUGGACGAGUACGGCUGGAUCGCGGCGGCGGUUGGCUGGAGCCUCUGGUUCCUCACUCUCAUCCUGCUCUGUGUGGACAAACUGAUGAAGCUGACUCCGGAUGAGCCCAAGGACUUGGAAGCGUGAAACGCAGGCUCGGUGCACAAAACGGUGAUCGCCACCAAUCUUGGGCUAAUGGGGGAGGGGAGUAGGGCUAACAUCGUUUCUACUAUUUAAAAGUCAUUUUCACCUUUAAGCUUCAGUUACUUUUACAAGGGAAAGAAGAAAGAGUAGGAGAACCACGUAGGGCAAGCCGAUGCUGCCCUCGCACCUUGCUCCCAAGGGCCUCUGGGGCUUCUGUGCCCAGAUGGCUCCUUCUUAAGAUCGUCCCUCUGGAAAUUACUGUGUUUUAGCCUUUCUUCUAGGCACCAAGGGAGGUGCACAAGAAACAUAAGACUUAGUCUCAUCGUCAACAUGUUCAGAAACACACACAUAACCUUCUCACCAAAACCAGGUCAUCGGCUUCUGUCCCUGGCUUGAGUCCAGGGCUUAACUGUCAUUUCAGAACGUGAGAACUGGUCAGAUACGGUGGCUCACGCCUAUAAUCCCAGCACUUUGGGAGGCCGAGGCAGGUGGAUCACUCAAGGUCAGGAGUUUGAGACCAAUUUGGCCAACAUGGUGAAAUCCCAUCUCUACUAAUAAUACAAAAAUUAGUCAGGCAUGGUGGUGCAUGCCGGGAAUCCUAGCUACUUGGGAGGCUGAGGUGGGAGAAUCGCUUGACCUGGGAGGCGGAAGUUGCAGUGAGCCGAGAUCACGCCAUUGCACUCUAGCCUGGUGACAGAGAGAGACUCUGUAUCAAAAAAUAAAUAAAUAAGGCCGGACACAGUGGCUCACGCCUAUAAUCCCAGCACUUUGGGAGGCCAAGGCGGAUGGAUCACGAGGUCGAGAUCGAGACCAUCCUGGUCAACAAGGUGAAACCCCAUCUCUACUAAAAAUACAAAAAAAUUAGCUGGGCAUGGUGGUGCGUGACUGUAAUCCCAGCUACUCAGGAGGGUGAGGCAGGAGAAUUGCUUGAACCCAGGAGGCGGAGGUUGUGGUGAGCCAAGAUCGUGCCAUUGCGCUCCAGCCUGGUGACAGAGCAAGACUCUAUCUAAAAAAAUGUGAGGAUCGGUCAGGCAUGGUGGCUUAUUCCUGUAAUCCCAGCACUUUGGGAGACUGAGACAGGAAGAUCACUUUGGCCCAGGAAUUUGCAACCAGACUGGGCAAGAUGGUGAGACUUUGUCUCUAUUAAAAAAUUUUAAAAGUUAAAAAUAAAAAUGUGAGAAUCCCCUUGACACUCCCACCAUCUUCACCCCCACCUCAGGUCCUUCUCCAGCUUUCCUUCUGGCUUCCUCCUGCCUUCCAUGGCUCUCCUACCCACGCAUCCUCCCCGCCAGCGCCCUAGUUCUGGCCUUCACCGCCUUUCCCUAGACCACAUCAGGGGUAUUGCAUUCUGUCCUCAUGGCCUUGAGGUUCUUCCUCCCCAGCUCACCAUUCCCCAUAGGCAGCUACCAGGAUAGGCACUGUCACCGUCUGCUGACAACAGUCAGUAGCUCCUAAGGACUAAAACUCCUCGGCCCAGCAUUCAGGUCUUUGUAGGACUCCAGCUGUCUCCCAGCACAUCUGGGAAUAAGGACUCUGAUUGGCCCACUCCUCAUUCUGGUGUCUUCAGCUUCUCUGCUGUCACUUCCUUGCUAGGAUGGCUGCCUCCCAAUGCCACCUCGAGAAUCAAGGACAUUCCUCCAAGCCCAGCUCGAAAGCUUGAUCUGCCUGGAGCCUUCCUGGUCAUCCUUGGGUGGCCUGGAGCUGGUGCUCUUACAGCACUUCUGCUCUGCCUGACAUGUGAAUGGGUCUCUCUAUAGUUUAUGCUUCUUCACACCUCUGGGGCAUAGUACACUAUUCAGGUUUGUCCAACGAGUGCAUGGGAGAAGGAAUGAAUGAACAAAAGAGUCUUUGCUCUAGAUGACUUAAGAUCCCCUUCUGCAUUAGGAGCCUCCAUUUUUCUCCAGAUGGUUGAAAUAACCAGCCUCUGAAGGAGCCAGUGGUUUGGUCACUGCUCUCUCAGCAAAUUACAGUCAUUGUCACUUAGCAUGGAGAGUGGACAUUGCACAUCACCGUGAACUCUUGCAGAGGAGAGGAAGGCAGCUUUCUCAGAAGAAAAAAAGGUUAAAAUGACUCAUUAUGAAGCAAUUUCUGCCCUCUGUGAGAAAACAUGUAUUUAGAUCCGAUAAACUCUAAAUAGUCAAAAUACAAAAAAGAAAAAUGAAAGGCCUCUGAAACAGAAACAAUCUCUCUAAGAGGCAAAUGACUCAGAACUGCUCAAUUGCUCUUUCAGAAUAUCUAAGUAAAUUUCCCUGACAACAGGAACUGAAGAGAUUGCCUGGUUCAUCUUGUAGUCUUCCAAAAAAAAAAAAAACAGAUAAUUUCUGAAUCUCGGAUGUUGAA
Messenger RNA from Callithrix jacchus (white-tufted-ear marmoset), 2922 nucleotides. RefSeq names its product transmembrane protein 213 (gene TMEM213). Lineage: Eukaryota; Metazoa; Chordata; Mammalia; Primates; Cebidae. The record is from RefSeq and is a predicted model, not a curated record.